Molecule: messenger RNA, 4003 nt
Organism: Dunckerocampus dactyliophorus (ringed pipefish)
Lineage: Eukaryota; Metazoa; Chordata; Actinopteri; Syngnathiformes; Syngnathidae
Gene: rdh20
Product: retinol dehydrogenase 20
Exons: 6
Coding region: 268-1194 (308 amino acids)
Cellular component (GO): lipid droplet
Molecular function (GO): oxidoreductase activity, acting on the CH-OH group of donors, NAD or NADP as acceptor; zinc ion binding
Source: RefSeq, a predicted model, not a curated record
GGAUAGUUUGGUGUGGUGAGGUGUAAAAGUGGAGGCAUCUUUGCGGAGGCUCUUACCCGGACAUGCGGUGUGGUAGUCAUGGCAGCAGUCCACGGUGCCCACGCAGGCUUGGUCACAAUAGCAGGUACCAAAGGAGCGAUCUGACCUCCAUCCCUUGCUGACACACGACGCGUUCCGGCCAGCGCAACACGUGUGCGCCGCGUCCCGGCAGUCCGACACGACCGAGCAGACAAGGAGUGAAACCAGCGUGGCGCCGAGGAACGUGAAAUGAUGCUGCUGGACAUGAUCUACUUCAUCCUGCGCAACGGCGUACGGGCCGUCCUGCGUCCGCGCAUCAAGUCUAUCGACGGCGAGCUGGUGCUGAUCACCGGAUCCGGCGGCGGCCUGGGUAGCCUCUUCGCCCAGGAGUUCAGCAAGCAAGGUGCCGAGGUGGUGCUGUGGGACAUCGACGCCGCUUCCAACGAGCGCACGGCCAAGCUGGUGCGCGACACGGGGGGCAAGGCGCACGCCUACACGGUGGACGUGACCAAAAGGGAGGACGUGUAUCGCAAUGCAAACUUGGUGAGGAAGGACGUGGGGCGAGACGUCACCAUGCUGGUGAACAACGCUGGAGUGGUGGCUGGCGAACGCAUGCUGGACUGUCCCGAUGAGCUCAUCGAGACCACCAUGAGGGUCAACUGUCACGCUCUCUUUUGGACAGUGAAGGCCUUCCUGCCCCAGAUGAAGGCCCAGAAUCACGGCCACAUUGUGACCAUCGCCAGCGUGCUCGGCCUCUUCAGCACAGCUUGUGUCGAGGACUACUGCGCCAGUAAGUUUGCCGCCGUGGGGUUCCACGAGUCUCUGGCUCACGAGCUGCUGGCUGAGGAGGUGGAGGGCGUGAAGACGACGCUGGUGUGUCCUUACAUCGUCAACACGGGCAUGUUUGAAGGCUGCAAGAUAAGGGAGGAGGUGGAGCUCAUUUUGCCCCCGCUGGAGCCUCAGUACUGCGUGGAGCAGGCAAUGAACGCCAUCCUGAUCGACCAACCACUCGUGUGCAUACCUCGCCUCACCUACCUGCCCUUCCUCUGCAGAGCGUUGUUGCCGUGGGAAUCCAACGUGGUUACGUAUCGUUUCAUGGGGUCGGACAAGUGCAUGUAUCCCUUCAUUGAAGCAAAGAAGAAACACAUGCCAAACGGUGUCACGUCUGCCGCAUAAGUCGACCUGCCUCAACAAAAUAGAUGACAUUUCAUUCAAAAAGUCUUCCUGUCAUGUGAGAUUACUGUGGACGCGCUAAAUAAAGCCUGGGAUAUAUAACACAGUAGCGACAGAACCAAUGUUGUAAGGCGCAAGCUGCUUGGUCAGCAUUAAUAGCGCAGCCGACACGUCCAAGCGCAUGCAGAGGUAGAUAAAGCUGCUGGAUGCUGACCACUCGUGAUACUCGUGAUGUGCGACACCGCUGAUUUCCGAUCCGAUAUCGAGUAAAAUUCAGGCUGGUAUCAGUGACACAGACCCGAUACCUCCGGUAACACUUUACAAUAAGGUACAAAAAUUACAGUAGUUAUGAGGAACGAACGUCCCCAACCCAAGCCACUACUCUUUAGUUCCUCAGUAAGUACUCUAAAUUUAUGUGCCUUAGUAACUACUGUAUUUUUGUGCACCUUAUCGUAAAGUGUGACCAAACUUUCUUCUUAAAUAAUCUUCAUAAAUGUUAUUCUCAUAUUAUGACUUUUUAUUCCCCUAUCAUUUUUGCCUUUUUCCAAAAAUGUACUUUUUUCCACUCAUAUUAAGACUAUUAAAUAACAUUUGUAUGCUGCUAAAAUGGUUAUUUUUACUUCAAAUGAGUUUAUUCUCAUAAAACUGCAACUUUUUCCUCAAAUUUUCCAAAUAUUUCACCUUUGUUCUUGUGAAUUUUCUCGUAAUUUAUUCCCAUAUUUUGACUUUAUUGUCAUAGCCUUAGAACUUUUUCCACAAACUAAUUUUCUAAUACUACUUUAUUUUGUUUUCCAUAUUUACAUUUUUUUUAAUCUUUCAACUGCAUGCAGAAAUCAGUUUGAAAAAAGAUAAGGUGCAUCUCUAAUCAAUAGUAAAAUUCUGGUAGCUGAAACGGCCAUUUGUAGUCCUGUGUGCCCAACAGAGUACUGAAAGGUACUGAACGAAACGUGUUCCUAAAUACAAGACUUUUUAACCUCAGUUGCUUCAAAUAUGGACAUUUUGACAUAGAUUGAUGAAAAUGACAAAAAGACGAGAUACCACCGGUUUAUUUUGUGCAUAACAGCACGCCGGUUUAAUUACCAUGAAGAUCAGUAAGAGACGAGAGGCCGACAUAAAGGAGGCAAAGGGCGCAUCAGGUGACCGCCCACCCCCCCGUCCCAGCCACGCACAGUGGGAGACAACAUCACGUUACGACACACGCCACAUUGAAAGUAACACACUCCUCCCAGCCCUACAUGCUGAUGUCGGUAACACGCCACUUGUGGUUGUUAAAUGAAAGCACCGCAGGGGGAAAAAAAAACAACAACAAAGAAAAAGUGAAACAGAAGUUGACCAGCUGCAUCCUAGACAGCAAUGAGGUCUAAAACCGAGACUUGGUUUAUUAAGGAACCACCUCAUGGGUGAAAACACAUAAAAUACUUUAAAACAAGACGACUCAGAGAGCAAACGUAAUUCACAGUUUAUCGCUUCACUUCCCCCUCCCUCCCUGCCAAGUAAAGGCCUCAAACUCUGGCUAGGAUGCAGCUACUCUCUCCACAAAAGAAUCAGGCGUACAAUUAAACAACAUCAAGGAGAGGAAAGCAUCAAUCUUGUUUAACUGUCAACACUGUGCAACAAUGAACAUGAGUGACGGCAGCACGCAUGCGGCGGCCAUUUAAACAGCAACUAAGGACACAGUGUCUUCAAUUUCUCUUUAGUGCUUUUUCCAGUCGAGCCAAGCCGACGGUCUACACGGGUCUGUCCGGGGGCGGGGCCAGUGUGCUUGAGUUAGCCUGUUUGAGGUGCAGGUCGCCCUCCAUCGCCUGCUUGACACUCCUGUUGAAAGUGAGUCUGGUUAAUGAUAAUGUUCAUGUUCUCUGAUGUAAUGCCUUAAAUCAAACCUCCUCAGCUCAAGACUCACUAAAUAUUUACAACAUUUCACUCUGAGAGUCAAGGAAAACUGCCCAGCGGCCCAUUUUAGGUCCUGAGCCUCAGUUUGGAUAACCCUGCUAUGAAUACCGUAUACAGUAUUGACCCAAAUAUAAGAGCACCAUCUCCGUUUUGUUUGCCAGCAAUCUCUGAGACACUUUGUGGUGUCACAGCUUCGUCCCUCUCGGUCACUGCGUGAGUGGCAGGAAGAAAAGCUCUGACUCGUUUAGCGCCACCUGAUGUUUCGCAUACAACGUGAAAGUGCUGACUGCAAACCUGACAAGGGAGUCAAAUUUUAAGUUGAGGUGCACUUCAAAACUGGCCUACACGUAAAAAGAUAACUGGUAACUUCAUGGAAAAUAAAACCUAGCACUCACAGAGCAUUCAUGUCAGUGAUAACCAUGACGAUUGGACACCACGUGAUUUUUGCAAAUCGACACAUAACAGUCAUCCCUCGUUUAUUGCAGUUAAUUGGUUCCAGACCCUGACGCGAUUCAUGAAUUUCAAUAAUAUAGGAAUCAAUGUUAAUACAUGGAAUAUUUUUGCAGUUAGAGCAUAGAAAACCUGUUUGACUUUCUAAAUAUGUUUUUAACAUUAUAAUAAACACCCCUGUGGUCACCAUUGCACUUCUAUUAUUGUGAUGCUACAGGGACUCUAGGCAGCUGAUAGCUAGCAAGCUGACCAGUUAGCCUCAAGUUUAUUUCUUCUAAAUUUAAGAAAGUGUUUCAAAUGGAGUGGGGAAUAAGGACAAAGUACGAAGCCACAAACUUACCACUUUCAUACGUAAUUUUCCCUCUGUAUGCAUGGCAGGCUACAUGGAGUGCAAGGUAGGGUCAUGCAAUAAGGAUGGAUGUCUCAUCCAUAUAACAUUACUGCUGCCGAGUGGUCAGAAUACUACAUAUCA